Molecule: messenger RNA, 1476 nt
Organism: Aspergillus sclerotioniger CBS 115572
Lineage: Eukaryota; Fungi; Ascomycota; Eurotiomycetes; Eurotiales; Aspergillaceae
Product: ditrans,polycis-polyprenyl diphosphate synthase
Exons: 2
Coding region: 97-1185 (362 amino acids)
Cellular component (GO): endoplasmic reticulum membrane; dehydrodolichyl diphosphate synthase complex
Molecular function (GO): ditrans,polycis-polyprenyl diphosphate synthase [(2E,6E)-farnesyl diphosphate specific] activity
Source: RefSeq, a predicted model, not a curated record
CCACCAACGGUUCAGACUCCCUCAUACAGAUCAAGCAUAGUCAACCAUUCGUUGAGCAGAAGUCCCUGAGUGGUACGCAGCCACAAAAGCUGAAACAUGGUUUCACAACGAGAUAAAGAGCUGUUUAGAGAUGAUGUUCGGUCUCGAGGAACGAAGCUCAGUGCUGCUGAUCGCGAAAAUCUUCUAAGGCCAUAUCUGCCAGACCCGUCUGACCUUCCACGGCGGCCAGCUCAUCGCCGCAAGAAGGCUUCCCGAAGAACACCUAUACGGACAUUUGUCAAGUCACAGCUGCAUCUACUUACCUAUACCAUUAUUCAUAUCAUUUUCGGGAUUAUUUCCCGACUCACCCUAAGCUAUCAUGCUGUUGUGGAUCGAAUCUUUGCCAUCAUUUAUUACCACCACCGAACGCCAGAAUUAAUACGAAAAGAUGUGAAGAACUUAAAGCGCUUGCCAGAACAUUUGAGUGUCAUAUUGUCAUUGCGCAAAGAAGACGAUGCCCUGGCUAUCUUGAUGGAUGAAGUAGCAGAGCUCGCAGCCUGGAGCGUGAGUUCCGGGAUACCUGUCCUAAGUGUCUAUGAAAAGACCGGUGUUCUGAAAUCCUGCAUUCCUGUCCUUUACCAAGCCAUUAUGAACAAAUUGUCCUCUUACUAUGGUUCUCCGGCGCAGCAACCAGUAUUGCGACUGUUUGCUCCCCACCACCCGAUUUAUAACCUGCAGCAAGGCGUGGCGCCUUCUCAUAGGCCCAAUGCCAACCCUCUCACAAUGCUUCUCUUGUCUGCUACUGAUGGCCGGGAAACGUUUGUUGACUUAACCAAGACGUUGGCGGAGAUGUCGCAGAGUGGUAAACUCUCACCAGAAGACAUAACUAUGGAAUUGGUUGAUGCGGAAAUCAGCGAGAUUACUACCCAGCCCACUCAAACGGCCACGUCCGUCCCUCUGGGUAGAACAGCAAUGGAUACUGGUCACAAUGUCUCCAUAGUGAAGCCUGAGCCUGAUCUUCUUCUGGUUUUUGGCCCGUUCUUGAAGUUGGAUGGAUACCCACCCUGGCAUAUCCGACUUACCGAGAUGUUCUGUACUGGCGGUAGGAGUAGCGGGAUGACCAAUUGCGACGAAGCUGUUGAAUAUCACGGCUUUCUCAGGGGUCUCUGGCAUUAUGCUGGUGCUCAGAUGAGGUUCGGCCGAUGAAGAUGGUCUGUCCUGUGUGUAUGUAUGUUUUAAACAUGUUCUUGUCAGUGUACGCCAAUUUUCAUUCGAAGAUGGUCCAUGGAUGCAGAAUUCAAAAGAAAAACAGAUGGCGCCAGCUUCAUCAACCAGUGUAGUAUGCUGCUUCACUCGACGAUCGGUCAUAUAUUAAGACCCAUCUAGACUGAGUGGAGUCUGAGAGGAAAAUCAUACCGACAUACGAAGGUUAACUGUCUCUGUGGUAGCUAUGGUUUACACGCAACGCAUUUUCUAUAGUGAGCUUGGUGACUGGGC